AUUCGCUCGCUGGCAUCUCGCUGAUUAGUGUGGACCCGAAGCAUUGUUAAGCGCUAGAAGCCGCCAUGGAAGAAACAGAACAAGGGCACCCCACAAAGCCCGCAGACGUUGCAGGGCUCCGUGGUUCACAGGUUUCUGAUUCAGAGGGAAUUGCGGAGUCACCUGAGAACCUUGCUUUGGCUCCUGUGGCCUUAUCCGCAGUGCCAGAGGAGGCAGUGGCUAGUCUAGAAACCACAUCCCUCCCCAAAGCAAAGGAAGGGUCAGGCUCAAAAGCGACCUCCCGACCUUGUCUUGUUUCUCGGCAUCAAUCGCGUGACAGCUCACACGAUUUGGAUUUGGACGCAAUGGAUGCCAUAUCGGAAACUAAGAAGUCUAGGCAUAGCAAGGCCAAUACCCCCGGCGCUAACGCAACCAAGCCCAAAGCGUUGCCGAACAUUCCGGCCGCCGACAAUCACGAUGACGACGAGUCCUACAAAGACCGGAUUCGUCUAGGAAUCUGCGCCAUGGAUAAAAAAGCUCGUUCCAAGCCUAUGGCAGAGAUUCUUUCGCGACUCGACGAGAGUCUCUUUCAAGUAGUCUUCUUUGGAGACGAUGUAAUAACCAAUAAGCCCAUAGAAGAAUGGCCGGUUUGUGACGUUGUGGUGGCCUUUUUCAGUAAGGGUUAUCCCCUCGACAAGGCGAAGGAAUACGUCAAAUUGCGCAAACCUUUUAUCCUGAACGAUCUCGAUACACAGGAACUGUUGCAGGAUCGACGACGGGUCUACGAUUUAUUGGAAGGUUCAGGGAUUGAUGUACCUCGACACGUUUACUUGAGCCGGGACGGCUACAUUUCGACGGGUACGGGGGACGGCAAUGGAAGUCGCCAUCAAGAAGUUAUUGAGUUUGAUGACCACAUUGAAAGAAACCCGUCAAUGCAGAAGACCACAAUAUUGCCAUUUAGUUACCCUACUAGUGCUGGUGGUGGGUGCAAGAAACUCUUCCGAAAGAUUGGCAACCGCUCGUCCGAGUUUUACCCUGACAUCAACGAGGUCCGACGUGAUGGAAGCUACAUAUAUGAGGAGUUCGUCGAGACGCAAGGCACGGACGUAAAAAUGUAUACAGUAGGACCGGAAUAUGGACAUGCUGAAGCGCGCAAAUCUCCAGCAGUUGAUGGUAAAGUAGAACGGAAUUCGGACGGCAAGGAAGUUCGAUUUCCUGUUAUUCUAACCUACCGAGAAAAGGAAACGGCGAGACGCAUCGUUCUGGUUUUUAAGCAGUUUGUUUGUGGAUUCGACAUACUUCGUGUCCAAGUCGGGCAAUCUGUCGUCUCCAAAUACUAUGAUGAUUGCGCACAAAUUCUUUCGGAACACAUUCUUGCGCUCAUCAAGCCAGCGGCGCUUAAAACGUUUUCAACAUUAGACCCAUUAGUGACCACAAGUCUGAAUCGGCUGGACGAAGAGAUUACCGAGGGGGAUGUGCCCAAACGGAAGGAUACUUUUAUGUCUAGAGCGAGUCGCAUGUUACAAGGCGAGCCAGCUGAAGACGAUGAUGAAGAGGAAGACAGUAAAUACAAAGCUUUGUUACCGCACGAAAAUACCCAUUCCCCACCCCGUUCAGAAACAGGCGAGCUUCUUUCCAACGCUGCGACGACUCUGGUCGAAGGAGCAGUUCCAGUCCGUGAGUUUCCCAACAACCUAACCUCGGAGCCUGCUUCGUUGACGCAUUCGGCGAAUAGUUCAGUAGUUGAUGAGAAGGACAGGGAUACCCCCCGUCGCCGGCGAUCAACUUCUCUGAGCAUGCCCGGUUCGCAUCAGGAAGAACUUCGCUGCGUUCUUGCGAUUGUUAGACACGGGGACAGAACCCCAAAGCAAAAGUUGAAAGUGAAUAUGACGGAGCCACAUAUUCUCAAAUACUUCCACGACCACAAUAAAGGAGAUUGCCAAAAGGACCUCAAGGUGAAGGCUAAGGCUCCUCUUACUGAGUUCUUGCAGACGGUGAAGAACACUUUGAAAGAACUGCCAGGUACCGAUCAUGAAGGCGUGCGAUAUCAAAUGAUGCAUAUGCGCGACAUUCUGGAACGUUGGAAGAUUCUCGGAUUGAAUCGAAAGCUGCAGAUCAAGCCUCGGAAGUUUGAGGAGUAUGAAGACGAGAAAGGAGAAUUAAAGAAACGAUGCGUGGAAGUGCAACUCAUUUUGAAGUGGGGAGGCAACUUGACUAAGCUUGGCGAGAAGCAAUCAAUUAACCUCGGCAGGCGUCUUCGGCAUGAAAUGUACCCGGACGCUCCAGGGGGAGGAAUCCUUCGUCUUCAUUCAACAUUUCGUCACGACCUAAAGAUAAAAACCAGUGAUGAAGGGAGAGUGAUGAAGACUGCGGCCGCUUUUGCAAAGGGUCUCCUCGAACUAGAAGGAGAUCUACCCCCUAUUCUAGUCUCGCUGGUCCAUAAAGAGAAGGGCAGCCUGCACAUGCUUGAUCCGUCAGGUAACAAAGAGGUGAAGAUGGAGCUUGAUGAAUGCAAAGAAAAGAUAACGGCAAACCUACAGCGAGACAUCGACAUCGGCACUGCAAAGGAAUCCGAAAUUGAGCAGCUCGUUGGGCCCAUGGCUCUGACUUCUCUCCGAAACGCGCUCGAGAAUGUGGGGAAUCCGCGAAAGACAUUAUUUGCGAUUCAUCAAACCAUGGGUGAAUUGCUUGAGCAGCUGGAGGAGAUGCUCGGAGAUAUGGGAAGUGGAGACGAGAAAAGGAUUGAAGGAGGUGAAGGAAUAAAAGGCGAGAACGACGACGAUGUUGCGCUGAGCGGCGUCAAACUUUACAAAGGAGAAACUCUUUUGGAACUGACUGAGCGUUGGCGUUUCAUUUACGAUCGUCUCUACGAUUCCGACACUGACCAAUUUGACUUGUCUCGCAUUCCCGAUGUUCACGACAACGUUCGUUUCGACGUGUUGCAUAAUCCACACCUUGGCUUGACCAAUACACUCCAUAAACUUUAUGAGUGUGCCAAGUACAUGGCCGAUUGUGUUGUUCCUCAAGAAUACGGAACAACUGUAGAAGAGAAAAGGAGCGUGGGAGUCAAAAUUUGUAAAGGCCUAUUGGAAAAAAUCAUGUAUGAUUUGAGUGUAGCUCGAACGGACAAUGAAGUGGAUAUGCGCUACAUGAUCAAUAUGGAUUAUAGCGCCGACCUUCCGAUCAAUACUAUGGGACGCCGUAUUCGUACCCGUUUGUAUUUCACGUCCGAAUCUCAUCUGCACACCGUUUUGAAUGCCCUUCGGUUUGCGGGCGACGGAGGUGCCAAUCCUCUUCUAUCUGAGCAUGGCGUGUCAAUCAUCAAUGGCACCCCUGAGCUUUGCUAUCUUACCCAAAUUGUCAUGAGAGUGUUUGAGGAUAGCAGGAGAGAGAUGCAUGAUCCUCGGCGAUUCCGAGUUGAAAUUUUGUUCAGUCCCGGCGCUACUGCUACUCCAUUCCAUCUGCACGAAGGUGAUCGGGAGCAAGAUACAUCACGUUUCGACACAGCACCUUUGAAAAUGAUUGGCCGAGAAGGAUUGACUUGUGCCGAAGUCGAGGAGUUUUUUGAAAAAGUGAUCAUGGCCGGGCGUACGGAGGAAGACGAGAACGAGCUUGCUUCAACAUCAACAGCUACUGUGGAUGCCAAAGCACCGAAAGACAAGUCAAAGAAGAAAAAGACUGUCAACUUGGACAAUGGAACCGCGCGCGAAAUUGGUAAGACCUCCGCCGAGAUAAAUUCUUUCCCGCCGUCUGCUUCCGUCGAGCCAGAUACAGUGACUUUGCUAAAAAGUCGUACAGAAAAAGGUCUGCCUGAAAGCAAAACCGAUGUGCGUCCAGGAGAAGCGGAGUCUGUGCAUUCGACCAACGAAAAGCCAGCGGAUUCUAUCGCUAUCCCAGCCGAUAGUCAUCUCAAUGUCCCAUUUAAAGAUCGAGAAGCAGAAGCGUCCAAGAUUGUGGCUCGUAAGUACUUUUGGAGUACUGUAGCCGUUGGGAGCUUUACCCUGGCGGUCGGAUGCCUGUACAUGGCUUUUAGUAUGGGAGAUGACACAAGGCGCAGGCGACGAUGGGCGUCUCGUCGUUAA
Messenger RNA from Phaeodactylum tricornutum CCAP 1055/1, 4061 nucleotides. RefSeq lists its product with no specific name. Gene Ontology annotation, biological process: inositol metabolic process; inositol phosphate biosynthetic process. Bases 66 to 4061 code for a protein of 1331 amino acids. The record is from RefSeq and is a predicted model, not a curated record. Gene Ontology annotation, molecular function: inositol hexakisphosphate kinase activity; 5-diphosphoinositol pentakisphosphate 1-kinase activity; diphosphoinositol pentakisphosphate kinase activity. The transcript is spliced from 10 exons. Lineage: Eukaryota; Bacillariophyta; Bacillariophyceae; Surirellales; Neidiaceae.